Caenorhabditis bovis is the source of this 936-nucleotide messenger RNA. The record is from the annotation of a GenBank genome assembly. NCBI's taxonomy places the organism in Eukaryota, Metazoa, Nematoda, Chromadorea, Rhabditida, Rhabditidae.
AUGUCCAACACCAAUCUCGCAUCGCCAAUAACCGAUAUUCAAGUCGUCAAAAAAAUCGAGUCAAUGUUCGGCAAAAAAUUCUGCUACGAGCUUCUUGACGUCGGCGAAGCGUCGCAAUUAAUCAAAAAAGGCGACGGUCUCGGUCUCGAGCUUCGCCAAUUUUUCAUCGUCUCCAUCAACUAUAACAGUCCGUUUUUGGGCUCUCUGAAAGCCGGCGACAUUGUGCUCUCGUUGAACGGACAACACCUAAAUGAUGUUGGCCAAUUCGUCAAAAUUGUCCAAAAUUUGCAACAAUCGCCGGUGCCGAGGGCUGUCAUCAAGUAUAUUCGAUUGAAGCGGCGAAUUAGUCGGCCGGUGUCUUUUCCGCCAUUCCAGAAGCAGGAAGGAUAUUCAUAUGAAACGGCAGUCAUUUACAAUAUGAAGGGAAUAUUCCAUUUAGGUUUAGACCUUCGUGAUAUCGACGGAAAACUUAUUGUGUGUCAUAUGAUUGAAAACUCGCUAUCGGAUUUGACAUUUUCGCUCGGCGAGGCCAUCAUCGACAUUGACGGUGAAAUAAUGCUCAAUUUGAACAUGUUUCACGAGCGCUUGAAAAAAUCAUUGGAGAUUCGAAAGUACGCGUUGUGUUUGAUGGAAAUCCCGGCGACGGACAUGAUCAAAAAUAUGAUUCGAAACAAAAUCGCGGCGGCGACGAAGGAGAUAUUUCGCGUCUAUCCGAUUCCGCAAGACUGCCGACAAUACGCGCUCGAGGGCAUUUCGGUUCUUCGACGAAACAUUGAGCCGAAGCCGAUUUUGACAGAGGAGAAAGCCAAGCAUCCAUCGGCACGAUUAAAAAUGCAGGAGAAAGUCCGCGAAAUGGAUGUGCCUUCGAGCUGGAACUCGAUGCUGUUCGUCAAGAUACUUCCCGCGAAAACUGUCGAAUCCGAAAAUGGUGGAUAA